Messenger RNA from Ipomoea nil (Japanese morning glory), 1152 nucleotides. RefSeq lists its product as uncharacterized. Gene Ontology annotation, molecular function: RNA-DNA hybrid ribonuclease activity; nucleic acid binding. NCBI's taxonomy places the organism in Eukaryota, Viridiplantae, Streptophyta, Magnoliopsida, Solanales, Convolvulaceae. The transcript has 2 exons. Bases 1 to 1152 code for a protein of 383 amino acids. The record is from RefSeq and is a predicted model, not a curated record.
AUGGGUGUUAUAGAGAUACCCCCGCAAUUGGCUGGCUUUCAUGUGGCAGGCCUAAUUGACCAGGAUAGUGGUUCACGGGAUAUAUCUAUUUUAUCUGACAUUUUUAUUCCUGUGGAUAUUUCAAGGAUUUUGAAAGUUCACACUUCACCAGAUUAUGACGAUUCUUGCUAUAGAACCAUUGUUGGAAAUUUUGCUGGCAAUAUCGGCUCCUUUGAUAAGUGGAAUAAGUUGUGGAGCCUAAAAUUCCUCCAAAAAUGGAAAACUUUCCUAUGGAGAGAUUUGAGUGAUAUCCUCCCUACCACUAAGAAUUUGAUUAUAAAGAGAGUGGAAGUUGAUCCAUUGUGUAGCAUGUGUGGCAUCAAUCAAGAAGACACUAUGCAUGCAUUGGUGUUGUGUGGCUUUGCUAGCUCCGUUUGGCGCAAAUCUAGCCUCCCAAUCCCCAACAUCUUGACAAAUGUUUUUCGCACUUGGUUUGAAGAAGUUUUGGAUAUUCUAGACUCUAAUCAAAUGAUUUCUACAACUGCAAUUUUAUACAAUAUUUGGAGAGCACGGAACGGGAUAGUGUGGGAGCACUUUUUGCCGACGCCGAAAAGAUUGGUGGUUUCGUCCCCUGCUACCAGGCAUGCCUGGUGCAGCGUCCAGCCGAACACCAGCCGAUUGCCUCUCACUGCUACGGCCUCGCCGUCACCUGCUGCGGUCCCCGUUCGACAGUGUUGGUUCGACGCCGGCUACCAACCCACGAUGAAGUGUGCCACAGUCGACGCUGUACUACUCGGCGACGAUGGGGGCUUCAUCUCGGCCUUCAACCGCCGGCUACCGUACUGCUUUUCUCCACUAAUGGCCGAGGCGCUAGCAUGCAAAGAAGCUUUAUCCUGGCUAAGGGGGAGAGGAAAACACAAGGUGGAGCUCCACACAAACUGCCUGACUCUACAACAGUACUUGUCCACCAACACAGGGCCUCUCCGUUCUUACGUUGGCUUUGUUAUUGAUGGAUGCAGAACUUUUAGUGCCUCUUUUGCCUAUUGCUCUUUAAAGUUUGUUCCUAGAUCAGCUAAUUUAAUAGCUCAUACUCUUGCAUCUUUAACUUUUGCUCAGUCUAUUGCCAUGUACUGGGAUGCUAUCCCACCUGACUCUAUUGCUGGUUAUCUUUAA